AUGGAGACCAAUAAGAACCCAUACGGCCACAGACUACAUGAAGCAAUGCUUCAAAGAUUUCCCGCUCUACAGGGAAAAACCAUCCAGAACAUCCUAGACCAAAGAAGACAACUAUUUGUAAAACACCGGCUUAAACCUGAAGUGAUUCAAACUAUGAGAAAACAGGUGGCUCUAGAGCUGGAGUGGACAGUCGUUGUCGCAGCGGAUGCUACAACCGAACAACGGGAUGAUACCUCAGGGAAUGCCGCUCAGCUUGUCAACCCUUCUGACCAGUCUGCACAUGAGACCCUUCAGGAAUGUCUUGAAAGGUACGCUGGCCUGGACCAGCUUAGUAGACCUAGGAUACCCAGACUAAGAACAAAUCGGGACACCAAGAACAUACUUAAAUCAAUGAACAACAGAAGACUGGAGGACAAAAUUGCGACUUUGAGAAGAGAGAUCGGUAUAUUCACUGAAACGCUUGAACCCAGAAAACCAAGUAAACGGGUCAAAAAGCAUGCCGAUAACGUGCAAAAAAAAUACGGAGACUCUGGAAACCAUACUGUGGAUACUGUGGAUCUGCUAAAGCAGAAACUGCGGGUAUAUGUAAAUAGACUGCGCAGAUACAAGCAAUCAUGGCAUAGAAGAGUGGAUAAUAACCUCUUUAACCGGAGCCCUGGUGCUUUUUACAGAAACUUGGCGCCAUCAACCACCGACGACAAGGGCCAAUACCCGGAACCAGAAAGUAUCAGGGAAUUUUGGAGAGGCAUCUGGCAGGUCCUUUUCAAUCACAAAGUUUCGGCUGAGUGGAUAAAGUGCGAACAAAAGAAGACCGAAAGAAUAAAACUCAUGCUGCCUCAAGUGAUCGUCGUAGAGGACCUAAAUGAAGUCCUGGCGAAAGCUAAAAACUGGAAAGCCCCCGGACCGGAUGGGAUACAGAACUUUUGGUACAAGAAAUUCACCGCUGUAAGGUCCAAACUUGCUGACAUCUUGAGCCUGAUACUGGAUAACCCUCAGUCUGCGCCAUCCUUUCUGACGAAAGGGAUGACCUACCUUCUCCCAAAGACAGAUUACCCAAUUAAAGAUCCCUCAAAAUACAGACCCAUAACGUGCCUGCCCACGAUAUACAAAAUUCUCAAUGGAAUAAUAGCUAACAAACUAUACCAACACAUGGAUGAUAACAAUUUUUUGUCUGAAGAGCAGAAGGGGUGCAGGCGGCAUGCACAGGGGUGUAAGGAACAACUUGCAAUUGACAACGUUGUCACCCGCAACGCAAUAGCUUACUGCAUAUAUUGA
Cylas formicarius (sweet potato weevil) is the source of this 1275-nucleotide messenger RNA. RefSeq lists its product as uncharacterized. The transcript has 2 exons. The record is from RefSeq and is a predicted model, not a curated record. The coding region runs from base 1 to 1275 and encodes 424 amino acids. Lineage: Eukaryota; Metazoa; Arthropoda; Insecta; Coleoptera; Brentidae.